AUGCUGUGCAGCUGCAGCUCUUCUGUGGGACAUGUUUCAUCUCCGUACUGGAAUAGAACUCUCCUCUUCCCGGUUUGGGCCUACAAGCCGGCCUGGUUGCCCAGGUCCAGGCAGGUUCAGCUGUGGCACUUCCUGCUGGAGCUGCUGGGGCGGAGUGAGGGCGGCGCCAUCUGCUGGGGAGGUGAGUGGGGUGAAUUCAUCAUCCGAGACCCUGAGAAGCUGGCCCAGCUGUGGGGUGAGAGGAAGGGCAAGCCGCACAUGAACUAUGACAAGCUCAGCCGGGCGCUCAGAUAUUACUACAACAAACGGAUCCUGCACAAGACCAAAGGAAAAAGAUUCACCUACAAGUUCAACUUCAGCAAACUGAUCCUGGUCAACUCCCCAGGACUUCCACCGCCAGGUCAUCAGCUGGUCCCGGGCAGCCCGCUGACCUUCCCUCUCCUCCCCGCUGACAGCGGCCUUCCUCAGUGUGGAGGAGGAGCCGGGUCGGUGAUGACCGGAGCACUCCAUCCUCUGGUGAACCCCAUCGUGCUGCCCUGCUGCCUCGCCAAACCAAUCCUGGCACCGCAGGCUCUUCGGGGACUUUUGACCUUCCUCCCAGGCCUGAGGGAGCUGGAGCCAGACUUUCCUCCUCUUUCCUCGGCCCUGUGUGUCGGUGCCCACAGCUGGCCACACACGAGCCCUGCAGGCUGGAAUCUGACCCACAUCAGCUCAAACCUGUCAGGUGGAGUGAAGCGGACGGGAAGCCGGGGAGAGGACGGCGGAGCUGCGACUGAUGGACAGAUGGGACACAAACAGUGA
Molecule: messenger RNA, 801 nt
Organism: Thalassophryne amazonica
Lineage: Eukaryota; Metazoa; Chordata; Actinopteri; Batrachoidiformes; Batrachoididae
Product: ETS domain-containing transcription factor ERF-like
Exons: 5
Coding region: 1-801 (266 amino acids)
Biological process (GO): regulation of transcription by RNA polymerase II; cell differentiation
Cellular component (GO): nucleus
Molecular function (GO): sequence-specific DNA binding; DNA-binding transcription factor activity, RNA polymerase II-specific
Source: RefSeq, a predicted model, not a curated record